This is a messenger RNA of Branchiostoma belcheri (Belcher's lancelet), 1944 nucleotides long. Its product is annotated as cell adhesion molecule 4-like. The record is from RefSeq and is a predicted model, not a curated record. Gene Ontology annotation, cellular component: cell-cell junction. The coding region runs from base 1 to 1905 and encodes 634 amino acids. The transcript has 12 exons. Gene Ontology annotation, molecular function: cell adhesion molecule binding. Lineage: Eukaryota; Metazoa; Chordata; Leptocardii; Amphioxiformes; Branchiostomatidae. Gene Ontology annotation, biological process: cell-cell adhesion.
AUGUUCAUCAUCCUGAAGAUGCAGGCAGUGUCUUACCGUGUACGCCCAGAGUCAUUGGCCGUACGGGAGGGACAGACUGUCACGCUAAGAUGUGCCUUCAUCGGACUAACAGCACAGAGUGUGGUGAUCUGGGAGGGACCACCGAACUUCAACGUCAUGUCAACAGACAGGAUGGUGGAUUCCCUCUACAAGAGACACCGGAUCACUGGGAAUUCUGCCAGGGGAGAGUACAACAUGGAAAUCGAUGAUGUCCAAGUAUCAGACGCUGGUGGCUACAGAUGUAGUACUUUAGGACUGCAGGAAAAGGCAGAGAUGAUGUUGGAUGUUAUAGUUCCGAUGAAAAAACCUCCGAAGAUCACACUGAGUGAUGCCAGUAGCACUGCCGGUCAGUCACUAACUCUGAGCUGCAGGACAACAGAGGGGUCUCCACUCCCCACACUAACAUGGUUUAACGGCACCACACAAGUACAACAGAGCAAUAUGAAGCUGACGGAGGACCUGUCAAUCGCGAGUCUAGACCUGGUACUUCUGGAGCUGACCAGAUGGGAUCAUGGGAGAAAUUUCACCUGUGUGGCUGACCAAGGCCAUCCUCAACUAGCAGCUUCAACAGCGUCAUCAACUAUACUGGAUGUCAAAUAUUCCCCUGUUGUAAGAAUCAGGUCACAGUCGGUCCGUUCCAAUGAGGGUGAGACAUUGGACCUGAGCUGUGACGUAGACAGUAACCCUCCAGCCGACGUCUCAUGGCAGAAACUUCGCGGAAGCAUCCCUACUAAUGCAGAAAACAGAGGCGGUACACUCCGCCUACCGACAUUGGACAGAACUGCAGCAGGCGUGUACCAGUGUCAUGCUGCCAACGGUAUUGCACCGAGUGGGGUCGGCUCAGCCACCUUAACUGUGCAAUAUCCACCCCACAUCACUUCAAACUUUAACCGCAAGACGAGUCCAUUCGUCGGGCAGGAGGGUUUCUCCUUGCCCUGUGAGGCGGAGGGAUAUCCAGAGCCUCGCGUUAGGUGGCGGCGGAAGGGCACAAAGCUGUACUUUGGUAACCCCCUGCAGUUCUCCCGGAUUGACUAUGAUAUGGAGGGAGACUACGAGUGUGUGGCGUCAAACGGCCAGAUGAGGGACGCCGUCAGACAAAUCUUUCUGGAUGUCAGAGGAAAACCAUACAUCAACACGGUGAGUUUGAAAGUGUCUGUGCGGUCCGGAGACACGGCUAGACUGGUGUGUGAGAUUCUGUCCGACCCGCUUCCUGAAGAGACAAGAUGGCUGCGGCGUGGGCCCGGUCAACAGGACAAACCGGUCACAGCCAGUCAGCGAGCAGGCAUCAGAGAGGAGGAAACGACGUCACCUCGAGGCGUGACGAACACCCUGGUGAUCUCUCACGUCGGCCGUUCAGACGGCGGAGUUUACGUCUGUGAGACAACAAACACCUUCGGCACCUUCCAGAGGGAGUUCCGCAUGGACGUCAAAGAUACCAACACGCAUGCAGUAGUCAUCGCUUCCGUCACAGUUAUUGUUCUGCUGAUUCUUUUCGCCACGAUUUUCGUCUGUAUCGCCAAGAGGACAGGGUUGACUGCGGGGGCCAAGCGUGAGAAAACUACAGGUUCUACUCUGACGGCUUCCCGGGCCCUCCCUCCCCUUCCACCGUACAUGGACAGCCGGUCUGUUCCGGUUCUGGAUCCGGAUGACAUGACCGGUCUGGAGCUACAGGACUUUAACGGGACCCUGAAGCCACGACCUCCCCCCAGGAUGGACAAGCAGCCCUACUCCAUCGGCUUAUCCUACCCAAGUUUGAUGCACCCCCUCCCGCCCUACUCCACUGUGGAGAGACAGAGGCCGGACGGGGAGGACAACAUGGUGGACUCGCCCUACCUGGAGGACCCCUGGGUGACAGAGGUCACUUAGAAGACCAGCGAAUGUUCAAAAUAUAGUUGUAGUUGAUAG